AUGUUGUUCACAAUCACAAGUGGUACUAUAAGCUCCAUAUUUGCUGUCUUAUUUGUGCUCCUAACAACCUCUGCUAUAUGUUGUUUAAGUGCUGGGAUCAGCUCCAACAUUAGGUGCCUAGAGACACAGAAAAAUGCUCUGCUUCAGUUCAAACAAGGCCUAGUGGAUAACUCCAAUGUUCUUGGAUCUUGGGAAAGCAAAAAAGAUUGUUGCCAGUGGAGAGGAAUUACAUGCAGCAACCAAACAGGUCAUGUAACCAUGCUGGAUCUCUACUAUAAUUCUUCUGAUAUUUCCAAUCUUGAAACUCCUUUAAGUGGUGUGAUUGCUCCUUCUCUGCUUGAAUUGCAAUAUCUAAAUUACUUGGACCUGAGUUUCAAUAAUUUUGAGGGAAAGAUUCCCGACUUCAUUGGCUCUUUGAGUCAGCUGAAACAACUCAAACUUGCAGGUGCUAGUCUUAGCGGACCUGUUCCUCCCCAACUGGGAAAUCUUUCUCAUUUGUAUACUCUUGAUCUUGCACAUAACUUUGUUACCUUUGAAAAUCUUGAGUGGUUAUCUCAUCUUUCCUCUUUGAGAUACCUGAACAUGUCAAGUCUUAACUUCUCUAAGGUUGUAAAUUGGCCUCACUCUAUAAGCAAGCUCCCUUCACUGGUUGAGCUGCAGUUAUCUUCAUGUAGUCUUCCUAAUGUCAACCUGAGAUCGCUUUCUUUCCUCAAUUCUUCGACCUCUCUUGAAGUCCUUGAACUCUCUGAUAAUUUUCUUAAUUCUUCCAUUUUCUAUUGGAUGGCCAAUAUCAGCACCAGCCUUGUACACAUUGGAUUGAUGGGAGACCAGUUACAAGGUCUCAUCCCAGAUGUUUUCUCAAACAUGAUUUCUCAAACAUCUCUUGAUCUGUCUUAUAACCAACUUGAGGGUGGGAUACCAAAAUCCUUUCGAAACCUAUGCAGAUUAGAAUCAUUGAACUUACGGGAAAACAAACUUUCUGAUAAACUUCAAGACUCUAUCGAAAACUUGUCUUGUGCUCAGGAUACCCUUGAGUCCUUACAAUUAAGUGGCAACCCGUUUUGGGGGCCAUUUCCUGAUAAUCUUACAAGAUUUUCAUCCUUGAAUGAACUAUACAUCGAUGGUACCAAUAUGAGCGGGCCUCUCCCGAAAAGUUUUCAGCAACUUUACCACCUAAGAUACUUGAGCCUAGUUUCAAACCAGUUCAGCGGGCCAUUGCCAGAUUUUACAGGUCUUUCAUCAUUAAGACAACUAUUUCUUUCCAAAAAUCAACUAACCGGCUCGCUACAUGAGAGUAUUGGGCAACUUUCUAGCCUUGAAUUUUUGGAUAUUUCUGUGAAUUCUUUGAAUGGUGUCUUCACAGAAGUCCACUUCUUGAACCUCUCUCGUUUACAGUUUUUGGAUGUUUCUUACAAUCCUUUGUCUUUCAACUUGAGUCCGUAUUGGAACCCACCUUUUCAACUUAAUUCAUUACACAUGAGUUCUAGCAAUGUAGGCCCUGACUUUCCCAAAUGGAUUCAGACACAGAGAAAACUUACUGCUCUUGGUAUGUCAAAUGCUGGGAUCUCAGGUUCAGUACCUAAUGAGUUUUGGGAUCUAUCUUCCAACUUACUUGAAUUAAAUCUCUCUAUGAACCAAAUCCAUGGGAAGUUUCCCAAUCUUUCAACAAAGAACUGCACCUUUUUCACAAUUGACUUGACAUCUAAUCAGUUUUCUGGUCCACUCCCACCAUUUCCUUCAAACAUAAGCAAUGUUUUUCUCUCCAAAAACAUGUUUUCCGGACCCCUAUCUUCCUUAUGUGCAACACAAGCUCCAGAAUUGUAUAAUCUCGACCUUUCUGAGAACCUACUGUCAGGGGAGCUUCCUGAUUGUUGGAUCCAAUAUCAAGCAUUACACUCACUGAAUUUGGCAAAGAAUAAUUUCUCCGGAAAAGUACCGAGCUCAUUAGGGCAGUUAACGUAUGUUGUGUUGUUACGCUUGCAUGACAACAAUCUUUCAGGAGAACUGCCUCCUUCUUUAAAGAACUGUACAGAAUUAAGGGUUGUUGACCUUGGAGCCAAUAAAUUAUCUGGAAACAUACCAGCAUGGAUAGGCCCCAGCCUAACAAACUUGCUGGUUCUACGCUUACGGUCUAAUGAGUUCUAUGGAAGCAUACCCUUGAGUCUAUGUAGUCUUCCCGCUCUUCAUGUUUUAGACCUCUCUCAGAACAAUAUAUCUGGAGCCUUGCCACAUUGCCUUCCAAAUAUAACAGCUUUGUCUUCUGUGUCGCCGAAGGUGGAGGAAAAUUGGAUUCUUGGCUUUGUACAACUGGUGUGGAAAGGGAUAGAGAUUGAAUUUGGAGAAAAUCUUAAGCAUUUGAGAAGCAUCGACAUCUCAAACAAUAACUUAAAUGGGGACAUUCCACAAAGUAUAACAAGUUUGCUAAAGUUGAUUUCUCUGAACCUAUCAAGAAACAGUUUUACAGGUGUGCUUCCCAGCAACUUUGGUCAGUUGGAGAUGUUAGAAUCUCUUGAUUUGUCAAGAAACCAGAUAUCUGGUAGAAUCCCUCCAAGUUUUUCAAGCUUACAUUAUCUUAGUGUCUUGGACUUGUCACACAACAACUUAUCAGAAAGAAUUCCACUAAGCACCCAACUUCAAACUUUUAAUGCUUCUGCAUUUAUGGGAAAUCUUGGACUUUGCGGGCCACCACUCACGCCAGAAUGCCCAGGGGAUGGAGCAACUCAAGAUCCUGCAGCCCCCAAUGGAGAUGGAGGUGAUAAGACCAAACAAGAAGAUGAUGGUCUCAUAAGCUUCGGAUUUUAUGUCAGCAUGGUGCUUGGAUUGAUCAUAGGAUUCUGGGGAGUCUGUGGUACUUUACUGCUUAAGAGUUCUUGGAGAUACGCCUAUUUCCGUUACUUGGAUAAUAUAAAAGAUCAGAUUAUGUGA
This is a messenger RNA of Prunus dulcis (almond), 2925 nucleotides long. Its product is annotated as receptor-like protein EIX1. NCBI's taxonomy places the organism in Eukaryota, Viridiplantae, Streptophyta, Magnoliopsida, Rosales, Rosaceae. The transcript has a single exon. The record is from RefSeq and is a predicted model, not a curated record. Bases 1 to 2925 code for a protein of 974 amino acids. Gene Ontology annotation, molecular function: protein binding.